Messenger RNA from Linum tenue, 1838 nucleotides. The record is from the annotation of a GenBank genome assembly. NCBI's taxonomy places the organism in Eukaryota, Viridiplantae, Streptophyta, Magnoliopsida, Malpighiales, Linaceae.
CGCCGAUUCAUUCUCGAAUCAAACGCGGUCGUUUCACCAGCACCAACCCCCAUUUUUCUCUUCUUCUCGAUUUUUCCCAAUUUCCACUGCGACUCCGUCUCAGGGGAAAGGAACAUUCUUUCUUCAUAGUAAAGGCAGAAAGAGAGGAGGAAGAAGCAGAAGAAAGAAAGAAAAAGGAUCUCUACAAAAAUGGAUUCCUAGCAACCAAGCUAUAGCUCAUCUCAGCAGCCAUUUCCUUCCUUCCUUCAUUUCUCAAACCCUCCCGUUUCGUCAAAUCUCUUGCUUCCUCGGCGGCGGCGCGGUAGCUGGAACUCCCCCCGGAGGCAGUAUUAGCGAGUAAAGCUCAUGGCGAGGACGAAUCAGGAAUCGUUCAUCUACAGCUUCGUGGCGCGAGGCACGGUGGUGCUGGCAGAGUACACCGAGUUCACCGGCAACUUCCCGGCGAUCGCUGCUCAGUGCCUACAGAGAUUGCCUUCUUCUAACGACAAGUUCACCUACAAUUGCGACCACCACACCUUCAAUUUCCUCGUCGAGGAUGGCUACGCUUAUUGUGUUGUUGCGAAAGAGGCGAUGAGCAAGCAGAUCUCGAUUGCGUUCUUGGAACGGAUGAAGGCAGACUUCAAGCAAAGAUACGGAGGUGGUAAAGCUGGCACUGCUAUGGCCAAAAGUCUCAACAAGGAAUUCGGACCUGUUAUGAAAGAGCAUAUGAAGUAUAUUAUUGAGCAUGCUGAAGAGAUUGAGAAGUUACUGAAAGUAAAAGCUCAGGUUUCAGAAGUGAAAAGCAUAAUGUUAGGCAACAUUGACAAGGUAAUGUGAACCCUUUUCUUGAAAACUCUUGUCUCUGGUGGGAAACCUGAACCGCUAUCUUGUUUUCCUUCUGGAACUAGGAUUUUCUAGUAAACAAUAGAAAUUGCAUCCACUAGAGUAAAACUCUGUAAACUACUAGCUUUGCUAAUGAGAAAUCCCUUCUUCGGCUGAUUAUUGGCAAAUGAUUAAGAAAACCAACGUCUUUGCUAUUAAUUUCAAGCUCCUAUGCUGGGACAGUAGUAUGCUGGAAAAGCCAAGUUUGGUCAGCAUUCUAUCCAAACACCAAACUAAUUCCAUUUUCUUUUUACAUAUAUCUUUUCAGGCAAUCGAGAGAGGUGAGAACAUAAACACCCUCGUGGACAAAACCGAAAAUCUGCGAGAUCAGGCACACACAUACAAGAGACAAGGGACGCAAAUCAGGCGUAAAAUGUGGUACCAGAACAUGAAGAUCAAGCUGGUCGUUCUCGGAAUCUUGUUGCUCCUCGUCCUCAUCAUCUGGCUUUCGAUUUGCGGUGGAUUCAAUUGCACCAAUUAAGCGGGGGGGCAAACCGCUUCUUGUGGUUGUGUUAAUUGCCAUUUGCAUGCACUCCAUACACAUAUAGGGAAAAUGUAAGGUUCUUCCUGGACGAGAGGUUUUGGAUUCUGGAGAAGCAGCAGAUUGAACAACCGGCCGGCGAUGGGAUGAUAAGAGUUAUUCACUGGCUGGAGGGAUUGGCUGCGGGAGAGUGGGAAACUGUAUGGGCUUUUGUGUUGUAUUGCAUCAUCUGUCAUAUAAUUAUAGAACUUUCUUCUUCUUCUUCUUCUUCUUCUUCUUCUUCUUCUUUUCUCGUUUUGUAUCGUGCGUUGUUAUGGUUUACCCAUGGCGAGGAAGUUUGAUAGUUUGUUUUUGUCUUCCAAUACUUAGUGAGACUUCCUUUCAUUUUCUCUGUUUCGAUAACUCCACAUAACUUAUACAUAUUGCAACCAAAUUCAAACAGAAACGCUGAUCUUGUUUUGAUUUGGCUUUGUCGUUCUAUCUACUUCACUUUACA